AUGGCGUCCCUCAGUGACAUCCAGAAGAGCCAAGACUUUGCCAUCAAGAGCGAGUCUGUCGCGCCCCAGCUCGACACGUCGCAGUGGCCGCUCCUCCUCAAGAACUAUGACAAGCUCAUCGUUCGUUCCAACCACUUUACGCCCAUCCCAUGCGGUGUCUCGCCGCUCAAGCGCGAGCUCAAGACGUACGUCCAGUCGGGUGUGAUCAACCUCGACAAGCCCUCGAACCCGUCGUCGCACGAGGUCGUCGCGUGGCUCAAGCGCAUCCUGCGCGUCGAGAAGACUGGCCACUCGGGCACCCUCGACCCCAAGGUCACGGGUUGCCUGAUUGUGUGCAUCGACCGUGCGACUCGCCUCGUCAAGAGCCAGCAGGGCGCCGGUAAGGAGUACGUCUGUAUCGCGCGCCUUCACGACACGGUCGACCAGAAGGACGUUGAGCGGGCCCUCGAGACUCUUACCGGCGCGCUGUUCCAGCGCCCGCCUCUCAUCUCAGCUGUCAAGCGCCAGCUGCGUGUCCGCACCAUCUACGAGUCCAAGCUCAUCGAGUACGACCAGGAGCGCAACCUCGUCGUGUUCUGGGCCUCGUGCGAGGCUGGUACCUACAUGCGUACCCUGUGUGUUCACCUGGGCCUCAUUCUUGGCGUUGGAGCGCAUAUGCAGGAGCUGCGCCGUGUGCGCUCGGGCAUUACUGGCGAGAACGACGACAUUGUUACCAUGCACGACGUCCUCGACGCCCAGUGGUUGUUCGACAAUACUCGCGAUGAGACGUACCUCCGUCGCGUCAUUCGUCCCCUCGAGUCUCUCCUCACCAACUUUAAGCGUGUCGUCGUCAAGGAUUCGGCGGUCAACGCCGUCUGCUACGGUGCCAAGCUCAUGAUCCCCGGCCUGCUGCGGUACGAGCAGGGCAUUGAGGUUGGCGAGGAGGUUGUUCUCAUGACGACCAAGGGUGAGGCAAUCGCCAUUGGUAUUGCGCAGAUGAGCACGGCCGACCUGGCGUCGUGUGACCAUGGCGUCGUCGCAAAGGUCAAGCGCUGCAUCAUGAACCGCGACCUGUAUCCCCGCCGCUGGGGCUUGGGCCCCAAGGCUCAGGAGAAGAAGAAGAUGAUCAAGGCCGGCGAGCUUGACAAGUACGGCAAGAAGAUUGACGGCGUCACUCCCCAGAACUGGAACAAGAGCUACAUCGACUACAACGAGGCUGCGCCCGAGGCCAAGAUCCUCCCGACCCAGCCCGAGGCUUCUGCGUCUGCCUCAAUCGCCGAGAUCCCUGCUACCCCCGCGUCCGACGACAAGAAGCGCAAGCGCGACGACGCCGAUGUUUCCAUGUCCACACCGGCCGACGGCAAGAAGAAGAAGGCCAAGAUGGUCAAGAACGCCGACGGGACCGAGCGCGAGGAGACCGCCGACGAGCGGGCAGCGCGCAAGGCGCGCAAGGCCUCCAAGAAGGCCUAA
Molecule: messenger RNA, 1449 nt
Organism: Cutaneotrichosporon cavernicola
Lineage: Eukaryota; Fungi; Basidiomycota; Tremellomycetes; Trichosporonales; Trichosporonaceae
Gene: CBF5
Exons: 2
Coding region: 1-1449 (482 amino acids)
Biological process (GO): snRNA pseudouridine synthesis; mRNA pseudouridine synthesis; box H/ACA sno(s)RNA 3'-end processing
Cellular component (GO): box H/ACA snoRNP complex
Molecular function (GO): RNA binding; pseudouridine synthase activity
Source: RefSeq, a predicted model, not a curated record